CCGGAAGUAACCAACGGUAUCAGGUGUCAGCACUAAUGGACUGAUUUUUAUGUUUUUAUAUAGUAAUCCAUUUUAAACGGAUAAUCAUGACAAACAUGGGAGACGAAGUGCCUCAGUUUUAUACGUGUAACUGCUUUACGACCGAUAAUAUUUUCUUGGAGGACUACAAGCUCCAUGUUCGCUUUGAGUCUGACCAGCAGUUCAGACAGGACUAUCAGCCACUGCUUAUGAGGCUUGGCUGCGUCACGGACCAGCAGUUUGAAGACGUGCUCAACAAGAUUUCCCAGGAAGUGGACAGAAGAAGGCGGCUAGGUAUGAGUUCUGUUGAGAGAGCUGCUUCAAUAAAACAAACGUACAGGCCACUCCAUCCUCAUGUUUACCAUCUGCAGGAGGCCUACGUUACUCCAAAGCUCAAGCAGAUUGUUCAAUACUGUCGAAGCAGCCUUGCCAGUGAGGAAGGCCUCUUGGAGUUUCUGGAAAAAGAGGCAGCUCCAAGGGUGUAUCGCUUUCCUGUGUUUGAGAAAAGCUUCUGUGAGGCACUGGUAGAGGAGCUGGAGCACUUUGAGCAGUCAUCAGCCCCUAAAGGAAGACCCAACACCAUGAACCACUAUGGGAUUCUCCUUAAUGAGCUGGGCUUUGAUGAGAGUUUCAUCACACCUCUACGUGAGCAGUACUUGCACCCACUCACCUCCCUACUGUUUCCAGACUGUGGGGGUCACUAUCUGGACAGUCACAAGGCUUUUGUGGUCAAGUAUGACAUGAACGAAGACCUAGACCUGAGCUAUCACUAUGACAAUGCAGAAGUCACUCUUAAUGUCUCCCUUGGAAAAGAAUUCACUGAGGGCAACCUUUAUUUUGGUGAUAUGAGACAGGUGCCAGUAAAUGAGACUGAGUGCACUGAGGUUGAACACAGGGUGACUGAGGGCCUCCUCCAUCGUGGUCAGCACAUGCACGGGGCCCUGCCCAUCUCCCAGGGCCAGCGCUGGAACCUCAUUAUUUGGAUGAGAGCCUCACCCGAACGUAACAAACUGUGCCCCAUGUGCAACAGGAAGCCCUCGUUGGUGGUGGGAGAGGGCUUUGCCGACGGGUUCACCAAACACUCCGAGGCAUCGUGUGUGUUAACGUGACAACAUCCAGCUGCUGUCAGCAUUUUAAAGAGACAUGAGGGACUGAAGGAGGACUUUAAAAUGAAUUAAUUUUAAUGACACGUGUUCACUGUAUUCCAAAUUGGAAUGAUAAAUAGUAUUUCUUGUUAUGAGUGUUUGUUUCAGAUGUCCAGUUAAGGGUCCUUUUUUCAUAACAAUGCCUGAUCCAAUCAGUAUGGCCAGAAUUGACACCAUCAUCCACAUCAACUCCAACACAGAAGGUAGUCAAAACUGCUAAUUUAAUGCUGUCAUUCUGUUUAAAAUGGUUGUUUGCCUUGUGUUUGUUUGACUGGCUGCACUCAGGGGCCUGUACAACAAAGCAGGUAAUUAUAUCCAAGUUAUCUUCUGCUUUGGAGUUCUAACUAACCCUAGGAAUGGAAAUCUCACAAAGCAGCGCCCCCACACACACUGUGUCCUUUAGAGAGUUGGUUCGUCAGUAGGCGCUACUUUUACAUGUGUUGAGAUAAGCUUUCUAGCAUUAGUUGCCAUGGUGAUAUACGCUGGUAGGACACAAACCAGCUUUGUGAUGCUGAAAAUCCAGAACUGAACCGAAAUUUAAUUAAAUCAAUUAUAAUAAUUUAACUGUUUACCAGCUGUGUUGGUUGUUCUUGCAAAAUAUUCUUUGUCCACACUCUAGAUCAGACAAAAUGGAAGUGAAUGCACAAUCUGGGUGCUUGAUAUUUUCUCAGAUGCUUUACAUCUGAGUAAAAAAAAAACAAACUUAGUCGCAGUUUGGAAUAACUGAGGUUUAAUUAAACAAAUUUAAU
Melanotaenia boesemani (Boeseman's rainbowfish) is the source of this 1912-nucleotide messenger RNA. It is a transcript of the gene ogfod2, whose product is annotated as 2-oxoglutarate and iron-dependent oxygenase domain containing 2. The record is from RefSeq and is a predicted model, not a curated record. The coding region runs from base 87 to 1127 and encodes 346 amino acids. Lineage: Eukaryota; Metazoa; Chordata; Actinopteri; Atheriniformes; Melanotaeniidae. Gene Ontology annotation, molecular function: L-ascorbic acid binding; iron ion binding; oxidoreductase activity, acting on paired donors, with incorporation or reduction of molecular oxygen. The transcript has 7 exons.